Messenger RNA from Mesitornis unicolor (brown roatelo), 1002 nucleotides. RefSeq names its product C-type lectin domain family 17, member A-like. The transcript has 9 exons. The record is from RefSeq and is a predicted model, not a curated record. Lineage: Eukaryota; Metazoa; Chordata; Aves; Mesitornithiformes; Mesitornithidae. The coding region runs from base 1 to 1002 and encodes 333 amino acids.
AUGUCACAGGGCGAGGACACCGCCGGCGACUACGAGAAAUGGGAUUUCAACGAGGAGGUGGAGUUGGAGAAGCGAAAGAGGAGGAAAAUGCCUAAAGGAGCGCUGUCCUUCCUCACUUCAUCUCCGGAGAGAGCCGUAGCGCUGCUCUACGUGCUCCUGGCCUUCACCUUCUUGCUCUUCACCAUCCUCACCAUCGUGAAUCUCCGGAGAGUAUCUGCGGCGUGGGAGGCGCUGGAGCAGGCCCGGCAGCGGAGCGAGAGCAGCCACACCACGGCAUGGCACAACCUCUCCGAUGUCCAGAGCGCCCUGGAUAAGCAGCUCUCGGGCCAGCUCAAGGCGAUUCGCAGCCGGCUUCAAAACGUGUCCCAGGAAGUGGAGAACGUGCGGUGGAAGGUGACGCAGUGCAACGCAGAGGAGCUGUCGGGUCGCCUCCGCGUCCUGGAGCAAAGGGACGCACUGGAGCCGGUGCUGCGGCAGCUGGCGGAGGUGAAGGAGGAGCAGAGCCGCGCGUCGGCGCUCCUGGACGCGGCGCUGGAGGAGACGCGCAACCUCUCCGAAAUUCUCUGCACGAGGUGCCCCGCCGGCUGGCAGCAGUUCGCCAAAAACUGCUACUUCUUCUCCACCGACACCAAGCCCUGGCGGGCCGCUAUGGAUUCCUGCACCGAGUUCAACGCUCAUCUGGUCAUCGUCGACAGCGAGCAGGAAAAUAAAUUCCUGGCAAAUCGCAUCAUGGAGAACCGGGUGUUUUGGCUGGGCCUCAGCGACGCGCACAAAGAAGACGACUGGCAGUGGGUGGACGGCCUGCCCCUGCCCCUUUAUUUUAGGUUCUGGAACAACGGGGAACCCAACAACGUGGGCCACCAAGGCGAGGACUGCGCCACCAUCCUCCCCAAUGGCCGGUGGAACGAUGCCACCUGCUCCAACACCGAGCCCUGGAUCUGCGAGCGCGGCUGCUGCCCUCGCCGCGCCUCCAAAACGGGGCUAAACCAGCAAAAACCCUGA